Molecule: messenger RNA, 624 nt
Organism: Rhodamnia argentea
Lineage: Eukaryota; Viridiplantae; Streptophyta; Magnoliopsida; Myrtales; Myrtaceae
Product: LOB domain-containing protein 12-like
Exons: 2
Coding region: 40-504 (154 amino acids)
Source: RefSeq, a predicted model, not a curated record
UGUCUACUAUCUUCUUCACAAAGAGAAGGAGGUAAGGAAAUGGGGGGCCAUUCGCCAUGCGCGUCGUGCAAGUUGCUGCGGCGUCGGUGCGCGAGGGACUGUAUCUUCGCUCCUUACUUCCCUUCCGAGGACCCCCACAAGUUCGCCAUCGUUCACAAGGUCUUCGGUGCUAGCAACAUUAGCAAGAUGCUGCAGGAGCUUCCGGCUCAUCAGAGAGCCGACGCGGUGAGCAGCCUGGUGUAUGAAGCAAGCGCGAGGGUCCGAGACCCGGUCUAUGGAUGCGUGGGGGCCAUCUCCUACUUGCAGAACCAGGUGUCCCAGCUGCAGAUGCAGCUCGCGGUGGCUCAAGCGGAGGUCCUGUGCAUCCAAAUGCAGCAAGACUCGUCGGCGAUGCAGCUCCCCCGCAUGGUGGACGUCCCCAGCGACGACGACAAGCCGUCGUCCCCGCCGUUCCUUCUGCCGAACAACCUCGCCCACUUCCUUAACUUGUCCCCGGCCUCCUAAGGCAAUGUAACCCAUGAUCACUCUCUCGAGAGCGAGGAAGCAUUCUUGGGCAUGGCGUGGUCUCUUAGCAUGUGAUAUCGAGAUAUUAAAUAUGAAGAAGAAUGAAGUAUUUCUUUACUG